UCCACUCGGCCAUUCAGUCCUGGGAGUCUAACCAGGCGAUAUUCAGCGGCUAAACCCGGCAUGGCUCCUCUCUUGGCCCGGCUACCAUCGGCGGUCCCACGAUUCCCUUUACUCCUCGCAAGAGCCAUGUCUUCCGCCGGUUAUCUCAUCAACGAGCCCAAAUACGCCUUCCUGAAGGAGCUGGGACUCGGAGAGACCAACAAGGGAGUCUACAACGGGCAAUGGUUCGCUAACGGAGAGACAGUAACAUCGUUCUGCCCAGCAAAUAAAAAGCCCAUUGCUCAGGUGCAGCAAGGUACCUUGGAUGACCUCAAUGCUUGUGUACAAGCAGGGAAGGAGGCAUGGGAGGUCUGGGCCGACAUGCCAGCUCCAGCCAGAGGAGAGAUUGUCAGACAAAUUGGAGAAGCACUUCGUGAGAAAUUGGAGCCCUUAGGGAAGCUGGUGUCUCUGGAAAUGGGUAAAAUCAAACCAGAAGGCAUUGGUGAGGUACAAGAAUAUGUUGACAUCUGUGAUUUUGCUGUUGGAUUGUCCAGAAUGUUGGGUGGCUCUGUACUUCCCUCAGAAAGACCAGGUCAUGUUCUUAUGGAAAACUGGAAUCCUCUGGGUAUUGUGGGUGUGAUCACUGCUUUCAAUUUCCCUGUUGCUGUGUAUGGGUGGAACAGCGCUAUUGCCAUGGUAUGUGGUGAUACCCUCCUUUGGAAAGGAGCACCAACUACUCCUCUCACGUCUGUUGCUACUACGAAGAUUGUGGCAUCUGUCCUGGAAAAGAAUAACUUGCCUGGAGCCAUUUCUACCCUGUGUUGCGGUGGUGCUGAUGUUGGUGCUGCAAUUGCCAAAGAUGAAAGAAUUCCUCUAGUCUCAUUUACUGGAUCAACAAAUGUUGGAAAUAAAGUUGCCUUGAUGGUACAAGAACGUUUUGGUCGACACUUGCUGGAGUUGGGUGGCAAUAAUGCCAUCAUUGUUGAUGAAGAUGCUGACGUAGAAAUGGUUGUGAGAGCCUCCUUGUUUGCAUGUGCAGGCACAGCAGGUCAGAGAUGCACCACCACACGCAGAUUAAUAUUGCACGAAAAGGUACAUGACGCCAUAGUCCAACGCUUGGUGAAAGCCUACAGCAAUUUCAUGCCCCGUGUUGGUGACCCUCUUGAUGAUGGAGUUUUGUAUGGUCCAAUGCAUUCUCAGCAGGGCAUCGAUGGUUACCUUUCUGCAGUCAAGGAUGCACAAGCACAAGGAGGCAAGAUCGAGUUUGGUGGCAAAGUGAUUGAACGUGAAGGCAAUUACGUUGAGCCCACAAUUGUGACUGGCCUUUCUCACGAUGCCCCUGUUGUCCACCGUGAAACUUUUGCACCAAUUGUGUACGUUCUUAAGUGUUCUUCAGUUAAUGAGGCCAUCCGGUGGAACAAUGAGGUCAAACAAGGACUUUCUUCUUCUCUCUUCACACAGAAUCUUGGAAAUGUUUUCAAGUGGUUGGGUCCCAAGGGGUCUGAUUGUGGUAUUGUGAACAUCAACAUUCCUACCAACGGUGCCGAGAUCGGAGGUGCAUUUGGCGGCGAGAAACACACUGGUGGCGGCAGGGAAUCUGGCUCAGAUUCAUGGAAGCAGUACAUGAGACGCUCUACUUGUACCAUCAAUUACACUAAAGAGUUACCAUUGGCUCAGGGUAUUAAGUUUGAGUAAUUUCUUUGAAACUUUAUAUAAAAAUUAUUUUAUGCUCCUUAAAUUUAUAGAUUCUAACUUUUGUAUUUCACAUACCUUAAUAAAUGGAAAAAAAUUGUGGUGGUUGUCAUACAUCCACAUUUGAUACCAAA
Molecule: messenger RNA, 1805 nt
Organism: Macrobrachium nipponense
Lineage: Eukaryota; Metazoa; Arthropoda; Malacostraca; Decapoda; Palaemonidae
Gene: Aldh7A1
Product: alpha-aminoadipic semialdehyde dehydrogenase-like
Exons: 9
Coding region: 61-1674 (537 amino acids)
Molecular function (GO): aldehyde dehydrogenase (NAD+) activity
Source: RefSeq, a predicted model, not a curated record